AUGCAAAAAUUACGUACAAAACAGUCCAAGAAGUCUAAAGGUUUCGAAAAACCCUUUCGAAAAACUGCUACGGAUCGUGUUGAAACAGUGUGGAACAAUAGUAAGGACCUUCCUGAUCUUAGAGUCAGGACGAAUUUCGGUGAGUACUGGAAUGUAGUUGAUCAAACCAGGCCGCCUCAGGCGAUAAUGGAUGCUAUUAAUGAUGCGGGUUUUGAGUGGGUGUUCAAGUUGGGGCAGGUCAAGCAUGACAGGGGCUUGAUCACUGCUUUUAUCGAGAGGUGGCGUCCAGAGACGCACACUUUUCAUCUACCUUUCGGUGAGGCCACCAUUACACUGGAGGAUGUCCAUCACAUUCUCGGGUUACGAACCACUGGACGGCCAUUUAUUCUACAUGGCUUCACCACCACAGCUCGCCAGAGGAAGGACAUGAUACGCGAUCUUCUUGGACUGACUCUCGAGCAGGGUGAUGUGAGGAAAAACUGCUUGAGGAUCGGUUGGUUGAUUAGUAACUUUGGCAACUGA
Messenger RNA from Daucus carota subsp. sativus, 522 nucleotides. Its product is annotated as protein MAIN-LIKE 1-like. The transcript is spliced from 3 exons. The record is from RefSeq and is a predicted model, not a curated record. Gene Ontology annotation, biological process: meristem maintenance; meristem development. Lineage: Eukaryota; Viridiplantae; Streptophyta; Magnoliopsida; Apiales; Apiaceae. Bases 1 to 522 code for a protein of 173 amino acids.